Chroicocephalus ridibundus (black-headed gull) is the source of this 690-nucleotide messenger RNA. It is a transcript of the gene PRL, whose product is annotated as prolactin. Bases 1 to 690 code for a protein of 229 amino acids. The record is from RefSeq and is a predicted model, not a curated record. The transcript is spliced from 5 exons. Lineage: Eukaryota; Metazoa; Chordata; Aves; Charadriiformes; Laridae. Gene Ontology annotation, cellular component: extracellular region. Gene Ontology annotation, biological process: response to nutrient levels; positive regulation of cell population proliferation; positive regulation of receptor signaling pathway via JAK-STAT. Gene Ontology annotation, molecular function: hormone activity.
AUGAGCAACAAGGGGGCUUCACUGCAAGGUUUGUUGCUGGUCGCUCUUCUGGUGUCCAACAUGCUCCUGACAAAGGAAGGAGUGACCUCCUUGCCAAUCUGCCCCAAUGGAUCUGUCAAUUGCCAAGUUUCCCUUGGGGAACUUUUUGACCGAGCAGUUAAACUUUCACACUACAUCCACUUCCUCUCUUCAGAAAUAUUCAAUGAAUUUGACGAACGCUACGCUCAGGGCCGGGGUUUUAUUACAAAAGCUGUUAAUGGGUGCCACACUUCCUCCUUAACCACUCCUGAAGAUAAGGAACAAGCUCAGCAGAUUCAUCAUGAAGACUUACUGAAUUUAGUACUGGGAGUGCUGCGCUCCUGGAAUGAUCCCCUGAUCCAUCUGGCCUCUGAAGUACAAAGAAUCAAAGAAGCUCCAGACACCAUCCUCUGGAAGGCUGUAGAGAUUGAAGAACAAAACAAGCGGCUUCUAGAAGGAAUGGAGAAAAUAGUUGGGCGGGUUCAUUCCGGUGAGACUGGAAAUGAAAUUUACUCUCAGUGGGAAGGCCUUCCAUCCUUGCAACUCCCUGAUGAGGACUCCAGACUCUUUGCCUUUUACAAUCUGCUGCAUUGCCUCCGCCGAGAUUCCCACAAAAUUGACAACUAUCUCAAGCUUCUGAAGUGCCGCCUAAUCCAUGAUAGCAAUUGUUAA